CACAAUGCAAUGCCGGAAGUCAUAAGGUGCCAUAUUGAAGGUGGAUUUCUGGUUGAAAACCACAUCGCGUUAUUUUGUGUUAUUCCUAAAUAGUUUUGUUUAAUUCAUUUGAUUUCGGCAUAGGGAGAAAGAAAACUCAGGUUUCAAGAUGCCGCGAAUUAUGAUCAAAGGCGGCGUGUGGCGAAACACCGAGGAUGAAAUCCUUAAGGCGGCGGUUAUGAAAUAUGGCAAAAACCAGUGGUCUCGAAUUGCCUCCCUACUGCACAGAAAGUCUGCUAAACAGUGCAAAGCCCGAUGGUAUGAGUGGCUGGACCCCAGCAUUAAGAAGACGGAAUGGUCUCGGGAGGAGGAGGAGAAGCUGCUCCACCUGGCCAAGCUGAUGCCCACGCAGUGGAGGACCAUCGCCCCCAUCAUCGGCCGGACUGCUGCCCAGUGCCUGGAGCACUACGAGUUCCUGCUAGACAAAGCUGCUCAGAGAGACAAUGAGGAGGACACGGCAGACGACCCUCGCAAACUCAAACCGGGAGAGAUUGACCCCAACCCUGAGACCAAACCUGCUCGGCCUGACCCUGUGGACAUGGACGAAGAUGAGCUCGAGAUGCUGUCAGAGGCCAGGGCUCGUCUGGCCAACACGCAGGGCAAGAAGGCCAAGCGGAAAGCCAGAGAGAAGCAGCUGGAAGAAGCCAGGCGUCUGGCCGCCCUGCAGAAGCGGCGUGAGCUGAGGGCCGCCGGCAUCGACGUUCAGAAGAAGAGGAAGAAGAAGCGGGGCGUGGACUACAACGCUGAGAUCCCCUUCGAGAAGAAGCCUGCGCUGGGCUUCUACGACACCUCCAUGGAGAACUACCAGUCCCUGGAGCCCAACUUCAAACGGCUGCGUCAGCAACACCUGGACGGGGAGCUGAGGAACGAGAAGGAGGAGAGGGACCGGAAGAAGGAUCGACAGAAGAUGAAGAGGAGGAAGGAGUCUGACCUCCCCUCAGCCAUCCUGCAGACCAGCGGAGUCUCCGAGUUCACCAAGAAGAGGAGCAAGCUGGUCCUGCCUGCCCCACAGAUCUCAGAUGCUGAGCUGGAGGAGGUGGUGAAGUUGGGCCAGGCCAGCGAGAUCGCCCGUCAGACCGCCGAGGAGUCUGGGAUCACCAACUCUGCUUCCAGCGCCCUGCUCUCCGAGUACAACGUGACCAACAGCAGCAUGGCCCUGCGCACCCCCAAAACCCCCGCCGCCCAGGACAAGAUUCUACAGGAAGCCCAGAAUCUGAUGGCUCUGACCAACGUAGACACGCCGUUGAAAGGCGGUCUGAACACCCCUCUCCACGAGAGCGAUUUCUCCGGGGUCACCCCGCAGAGACAGGUGGUGCAGACCCCCAACACAGUGCUGACUACACCCUUCAGGACCCCCAGUCAAGGGUCUGAGGGCCUGACCCCCCAGGGCGGGCUGACCCCAAAGCCUGCCGUGGGCGUGACCCCCGGCCGGACCCCCCUCAGGGACAAGCUCAACAUCAACGCCGAGGAGGGGAUGGUGGACUACUCUGACCCCGCCUAUGCCAAACACCUGCAACGGGAGUCCCGCGAGCAGCUGAAGAUGGGCCUCAUGACGCUGCCAAUGCCGAAGAACGACUUCGAGAUCGUGCUGCCCGAGAACGCCGAGAGGGAGAUGGAGGAGCGCGAGACGGACGAGAGCUUCGUGGAGGACGCCUCCGAGAUACAGCUGCGCAAACAGGCUGCCAGAGAUGCAGAACGUGAGAAGGAGCUGAAGCAGAGGCACGUGGCAGUGCAGAGGGCUUUGCCCCGCCCCUCAGAGGUGAACGAGACCAUCCUGAGGCCGCAGAACGUGGAGCCUCCCCUGACGGACCUGCAGCAGGCCGAGGAGCUGAUUAAGAGGGAGAUGAUCACCAUGAUCCACUACGACAGCCUCCACCACCCCUACACUGAGCCCCUCUCCAAGAAGACCAAGGGCCCCGGCUCUGCCUCCAACAAUGCCGAGCACAUCGCCUACCUGGACAAAAUCGCCUACGAGAAGGUCACAGAGGAGGAGCUGAGGAAGUCAGAUGAGCUGCUGGCGCAGGAGAUGGAGGUGGUGAAGCACGGGAUGGGGCACGGAGACCUCUCCAUGGAGGCCUACAGCCAGGUGUGGGAGGAGUGCUACAGCCAGGUGCUGUACCUGCCCGGACAGAGCCGCUACACCCGUGCUAACCUGGCCAGCAAGAAGGACCGCAUCGAGUCUCUGGAGAAGAAGCUGGAGGUGAACCGCGGUCACAUGACGGCGGAGGCCAAGCGGGCGGCGAAGAUGGAGAAGAAGAUGAAGGUGCUCCUGGGCGGGUACCAGUCACGGGCCAUGGGCCUGGUCAAGCAGCUGGGCGACCUGUGGGACCAGCUGGAGCAGGCCCAGGUGGAGCUGCGCACCUUCCAGGAGCUGAAGAAGCAGGAGGACACCGCCAUCCCACGCCGCAAGGAGGCCCUCAGAGAAGAUGUGCAGAGACAGCAGGAGAGGGAGAAGGAGCUACAGCAGCGGUUCGCAGACCUGCUCCUGGACAAAGAGACCUUGAGUUCGUCCAAGGCUUAAAGCCCCACCCCACCCUUCCUACCCCCAUAGCCGUAUCCCUUCAAUGUGUGCGCCGGCUGUAAUAAAUUGCUUCAAAGCUGUUAUUUGUAGCUUCUGCUUCCGACCCAUUGCUCAAUAGGCCUUCAAGAUGAUAGAAGUAACAUAGAGCCAGUCCCGUUUAUUUCAUAUGGUAGCGUAGGCUGUUUGCUGCAUUGUUAAAAUGCAUACCGAUGUUCUCAUGACUAUCUGUGGAUGACAUGGCGUAUAACGUGUUGUCAUUUUACACAUCUGUACUGAUUGUAAUAAACAGUUUAACGCCUUUUUUUUAUUAUGGAAUUUUGCAUUGUUCUUCCUGCCAUUCUAGCAAGUGAAUGUGUGUUCAUCUCGGAUGUGGAUUCUUUUCCAUGAUUACGCGUUUCUUUUACACAAAGCAGCUUAUGAAAUGACCCAGUCCCCACCGUCUGCACAGCUUGGUAAAACUUUCAAACGCUUCCAUAAUUUGUGCCCUCUGUGUGGGUUUUCUUGACCGCUGGACAAACAUAAUUGUGUAAAUGGGGCUAUCCCUUUUUAAUCAAAUGUUUUUUUUGUUUUGUUUUUUCCUUCUGCUCUCAAGUCUGUUGUGUGGUACUGACUGAGAAAAGAGAUUACGUUGUCUCUGUACGGGAUGAAUAAAUUCACUAUUUCCAA
Conger conger (European conger) is the source of this 3226-nucleotide messenger RNA. It is a transcript of the gene cdc5l, whose product is annotated as CDC5 cell division cycle 5-like (S. pombe). The record is from RefSeq and is a predicted model, not a curated record. Gene Ontology annotation, molecular function: RNA polymerase II transcription regulatory region sequence-specific DNA binding; DNA-binding transcription factor activity, RNA polymerase II-specific. The transcript has 16 exons. NCBI's taxonomy places the organism in Eukaryota, Metazoa, Chordata, Actinopteri, Anguilliformes, Congridae. Gene Ontology annotation, biological process: regulation of transcription by RNA polymerase II; mRNA splicing, via spliceosome. Bases 149 to 2560 code for a protein of 803 amino acids. Gene Ontology annotation, cellular component: Prp19 complex; spliceosomal complex.